Molecule: messenger RNA, 1024 nt
Organism: Lucilia sericata (common green bottle fly)
Lineage: Eukaryota; Metazoa; Arthropoda; Insecta; Diptera; Calliphoridae
Exons: 2
Coding region: 116-598 (160 amino acids)
Source: RefSeq, a predicted model, not a curated record
ACUGUAUACCAUUUCAAACGCAUUAACUAGUAAUAAAACAUUUUCUAAGAAUCUAUGGGUAAAUACAGGUAGAUCUCAUAAUUAUUUAUCAUUGUUGCGUUAACACUUCACAAAAAUGCCCAGAGGAAAAGAGUUUGAUGAAUCUGAAAAGAAAUUCAUUUUACAACUACAUCAUGAAGGUCGAUCGAAUAAAUGUAUUGCGAAAAUUGUUAAUCGAAAUCCUAGAGCAAUAAACUACAUUUUAAAACAUAUUCAAAAACGAAAAUCCAUUGAAAAUCUACCAAGAUCAGGACGUCCAAAGGUGCUGACAAAAGGUGAAGAAAAAGAAAUUAUCAAUAAAAUUCGCGAAAAUCCACAUCUAUCUGCACCAGAGAUUAAUAAGGAAUUGCGAAAACAUUUAAAUAUAAAUAUUUCCGAUGAAACGGUUCGCAAGGUAUUGCGAAAGCAUAAUUGGCAGAGACGUAUUACGAAUCAAGUUAAAUCUAAAGAUUCUGAGCCAAAGACUUAUCUUAAUAAAGAUAUAACCUAUUGGAAGAAUGUUGUCUUUAGUGAAUUUAACAUUUUCGGUUUUAGACGGCAGACGUAUGGCAGGGCUUAAGCAAGUAGCUGAUAAUGUCAUGGUUUGGUGUUGUAUGUCAGCCCACGGAGUUGGACAUUUGAGUUUUUAUGAUGAAAUCAGAGACGAGCAGCUAUUUUCCGCAAUUUUAGCAGAGAGAUCAGAUGCUAACUCAACAAAACUGGGAUUACAUUACAAUGUUUAUCACAUCCAACAGGAUGAAGAGACAAAGCACAACGCCUGGGAUGCAAAAAAUCUUACCAAACUAAAUAAAAGUCCGGAUUUUAAUCCAUUGGAGAAUUUGCUCUUAUAUUUGGAAUAUCAAAUGAGAAAAUAUACUAUAGAAUGCAAAACUAGUUUACAAAUAGCUUUACUGGAAGAAUGGAACAAAAUUACGCCUGAAAUGUGCUGCAAGAUGGUAGAAUCGCACUUGGAAGCAGCGAUUGGAUGUUGAUUAUUCUUUAUUGU